This is a messenger RNA of Glycine soja, 1400 nucleotides long. RefSeq names its product annexin-like protein RJ4. Gene Ontology annotation, cellular component: cytoplasm. The record is from RefSeq and is a predicted model, not a curated record. The transcript has 6 exons. The coding region runs from base 119 to 1057 and encodes 312 amino acids. Gene Ontology annotation, molecular function: calcium ion binding; calcium-dependent phospholipid binding. NCBI's taxonomy places the organism in Eukaryota, Viridiplantae, Streptophyta, Magnoliopsida, Fabales, Fabaceae.
AAUCCUGUGAAGGCGUUAACUCCAAAGAUCCAAUUUCACUAUAUAAAUUGUGACGAAAGCAAAAUGAAUUCACAUAGCUGAGAGAGAAAGGAAAGGUUAACUAAGAAGCAAUACUUCAAUGGCCACCCUUGUUGUUCAUAACCAAACUUCUUCUGCUCAAGAUGCUGAGGCUCUCCAACAGGCUUUCAAAGGAUGGGGGGCUGAUGACAAGGCCAUUAUAGCAAUACUGGGUCACAGAAAUGUUCAUCAGAGGCAAGAAAUCAGAAAAGCUUAUGAGGAGAUUUACCAAGAGGAUCUCAUCGUUUGCCUUGAGUCCGAGAUCUCUGGUGACUUUGAGAGAGCUAUGUACCGGUGGAUGUUGCAGCCUGCGGAUCGUGAUGCUGUUUUGGUGAAUGUGGCAAUCAAGAAUGGCACCAAAGACUACCAUGUGAUUGCUGAGAUUGCUUGUGUCCUAUCAGCUGAAGAGCUCUUGGCAGUGAGGCGGGCCUACCACCGCCGCUACAAGUGUUCCUUGGAGGAAGAUGUGGCAGCUAACACCACCGGCAAUCUUCGCCAGCUUUUGGUUGGAUUGGUGACCUCAUAUAGGUAUGAGGGUGAUGAGAUCAAUGUAAAAUUUGCACAAACUGAAGCUAAUGUUCUUCAUGAAUCUGUCAAGGAGAAGAAAGGCAACAGUGAAGAAGUCAUCAGGAUCCUUACUACAAGAAGCAAAACUCAACUUGUGGCAACUUUCAACCGCUACAGAGAUGAACAUGGAAUUUCCAUCAGUAAGAAAUUGUUGGAUCAAACAUCUGAUGACUUCCACAAGGUGUUGCACACUGCUAUUCGCUGCAUCAAUGACCAUAAGAAGUACUAUGAGAAGGUUUUGCGCAAUGCAGUCAAGAAGUUUGGAACUGACGAGGAUGGACUAAGCCGUGUGAUUGUUACAAGGGCUGAGAAGGAUCUGAAGGACAUCAAAGAGCUCUACUACAAGAGAAACAGUGUUCACCUUGAGGAUGAAGUGUCCAAGGAAACUUCUGGGGACUACAAGAAGUUCCUCCUCACUCUCUUGGGGAAAUAAGACUAAGUUAAGAACUUGCUCUAAGGGCAUCUUAGUAAUGGGUUUUUGUUAAUUAUGUCAUUGGUUUCUGGUUUGUGCGAUUUCAUUAUGUUAGUUUUCCAGUAAGAGUUUGUUAUAUCUGGUUAAGUUUUUGAGACAACUUGAACUCGUGUCUUGUUUGAGGGCAUGCGUGCCAUUUCUUAGGGUUGUGUUGGUACUUGGCAUGCUCUUAUUAGAGGACCUCUAUGCUGCGUGUUUCCUUUGGAUUAUGCUAUUACCUCACCUGGUUUGCUUUUAAUGAAAGGUUGAUAACAAAUUUAUAUGUACUUGAAUUCUUCAUUUUAAAUUCUAAUCAGCAGAGGCA